This is a messenger RNA of Humulus lupulus (European hop), 1291 nucleotides long. Its product is annotated as GCN5-related N-acetyltransferase 10, chloroplastic. The transcript has 4 exons. Gene Ontology annotation, biological process: mitotic sister chromatid cohesion. Bases 182 to 1048 code for a protein of 288 amino acids. Gene Ontology annotation, molecular function: N-acetyltransferase activity. NCBI's taxonomy places the organism in Eukaryota, Viridiplantae, Streptophyta, Magnoliopsida, Rosales, Cannabaceae. The record is from RefSeq and is a predicted model, not a curated record. Gene Ontology annotation, cellular component: NatA complex; cytoplasm.
CCUUUUUCUUCUCUCAUCUCAUUAUCAUUAUCAUUCCAACCCCAUAUGCAACCAACAGUGCUACACCAAACUAAACUCAGAAAAACCCAAGUACAAAAACAAACAUUCAUUUAUGAGUAUUCAGUAAUAAUAGAUCGAAACAAAUAGUACUAUAUAUACAAAUAUAUAUAUAUAUAUAUUAAUGGCUCAUUUGCUAAGGAGCUAUCCCAACACAUCGCUGGAAUUCCGUACCGGAUCUUCCUAUGGAUACUCUCUUCUCAGAAAAAGAGCCAUCAGGGAAAAUUUGCUUACGUCUAAGGAAUUUAGCAGUAAGGAAAUCAGUAGAAGAAAUUUUCUGGUGCAGAGCUGCAGUACUGCUGGCUCUACUUCGCCAGCUGGAGAAGUGGGACUUGUAGAGAAUAAUGAGACAAGUCAACGUGUGACUAAUGUUAAGGUAGAGUUGGGGUGUUUGGCUACUGAGUUUGGUUGGAAGGUCAGAAGGUUGGCUCCAAUUGGUGAUGAGAUAAGAGAAGCAUCUCAUAUUCAAGCUCAAGCUUUUUAUGAAUCUGCUUUUGUCUUUAACGACUUUUUCUUUGAGUUAUUUAAGGCCGAAGUGCUUGCUGGGCUUAUGUAUAAGCUUAGAAACUCACCCCAAGAUAGGUAUGCUUGCUUGGUUGCUGAGGCUGAAACUGGUGGUGACACCUCUAGUUCCGAUUCCAAACAAGGACUUGUGGGAGUGGUAGAUGUCACCGUUUUGAGAGACCAAAACGUACUUAACCAUCUUCCACCUGAUUCAGAAGAAUACCUUUACAUCUCAGGAAUUGCUGUCUUGGAAAGUUUCAGGAGGAGAAAAAUAGCAACUGUGUUGCUAAAAGCUUGUGACAUGGUAUCGAGUCUAUGGGGUUUCAAGCAUUUAGUUCUGAGGGCAUAUGAAGAUGAUUUUGGUGCCAGAGAACUAUACUCAAACGCAGGCUAUAGAGUUAUUUCAGUGGAUCCUCCAUGGUUGACCACUUGGGUAGGAAGAAAGCGUCGUGUUCUUAUGGUCAAACAGUCCAAUCUAACUCCAUAGUUACUUGUGCAUAUAAUGUAUGUAUCUGGUGCCCAUAAAUUUGGUAUUGAAGAAAAAUAAUAAGAUGAGUAGUUAGACCCCAUUGGCCAAUGAAGAGUGAGUUGAAACCCAUGAGAUAACACUGAAUAGAAUAUAUUGGUUUUAUUUAUAUUAUCUACAACUUGUGUUAGGGACUGCUGGUCUAGAUUCUUGAAACAAUGACUUCUUCUAUAUUCCAAUCUUUAUAGACCCAUUUUUUAUUGA